Arachis stenosperma is the source of this 660-nucleotide messenger RNA. RefSeq lists its product as uncharacterized. The coding region runs from base 1 to 660 and encodes 219 amino acids. The record is from RefSeq and is a predicted model, not a curated record. The transcript has 3 exons. Lineage: Eukaryota; Viridiplantae; Streptophyta; Magnoliopsida; Fabales; Fabaceae.
AUGGCUAGUGAUGAGAGUUUUGUAGCUCUUGUGUACUAUAGAGUGUCAAUUAAGAAGAAAACGCGAUCAGGAAUUAAGUUCACUGACAAGGACCUGUUCAGUAUUUUUCUCAAACCUUCGACCAGUUUCGCUGAGUUUAAAAAUACUAUACUCCAGAGACUAGGAAUGCAUGGCGUGAAACGGGUGGAGAAGUUAUUCUAUAGAAUUCUGAUUUCUGUGUUACGCGAUGAUAUAAAGUAUGAUUCAUUCAUUAUUAGCAGUGACGAAGAUAUGCAUGUGCUGUUUCAUUGUCGCUGUCAGUUUCCUGAGGUUAGGACUCCCGAGUUGUUGGCGAAGCUUGUGGAUGUGGCAUCUAGUUCUGAAGGCUGGACCGUUGGGAGAGGAUGCUUUUGUGGGGCCAGUUCUCCUCCGUUUGUUCCGGUUUUUGGAGAGGUUGGAACACCCGAUGAGGUUGAGGAUGCAUUGCAUGAUGAUGAUGAUGAUGUGGAGCCCGCAACGAUUGCUGAUGAUAGCGACAAGGAGACACCACGGACGACUCCACCUAUGGGUGGGGGAGCAUCUAGUUCAGACUUGGAUGCCAUGGCACCUCAGGAGGAUCCUUCUGUAGCUGUUGGCUUCGGGGCAAGAGACACGCAAAAUGCAGGAGAUGUAGCUGAAUAA